GUUCAUGAUGGCGAUAAAUGAAGGUGUGAUUGGUAGAUUUAAAAAAUUUACUAGCUUUAACCAAUACUUAGUUUUUGUGUUCCAUGUAUUGAUUCUAUAAUAAAAAAAAUUGUUUUCUAAUGAUUGUCAAUCAUACACAAAUUUCAAAUUGUCAUCCAGUAGCUUCGAGCACAGUGUUCCGUGUUUUCUUAUUACUGAUUUAUUUACAUUUUUUAAAUUGUAUGUGUUUGAGUAAUGCAUUCAAUUAACAUUCUUUAGCAGACAACAUAACAGAAGAUAAAUGUUAUUUAAUACCUUCAAAAUAGUGAUGAACAAACGUUGAAAAUGCCAGAUACUGUGGAAGAAGAUCUUUGUAAAGUUUUAAAAGGACUGCCAUUAGAGGGCGAAGAAGCAGAAUUAUGUGAUUUUACUUUAGAAGAACAGAAUGAGGCUUUGGAAUCCCAGGGUAUUCAGCCUAGUGUUGAUCCUAAAUAUAAACCUGUCAUUUUUGAAACAGUGAUGUAUAUAGUUGCGUGUGUUAUUUUAAAUGAAUACAAUGAAGUUUUGAUGAUUCAGGAAGCUAAGAAGUCUUGUGCUGGAAAAUGGUACUUACCAGCUGGUCAUAUGGAAAAAAGUGAAAACAUCAUAACGGCAUGUAAAAGAGAGGUUUUAGAGGAGACGGGAUUAGAAAUAGAAUGCACAACAUUAUUAGUUGUUGAAACUGCAAGAGGUAAUUGGAUGAGGUUUGUUUUAACAGGAAAUGUUAUAGGGGGCAGUCUAAAGACUCCUUCGGAAGCAGAUAAAGAAUCUUUGCAAGCUAAAUGGGUAAAAAAUUUGGAAGAAGUAGAGUUACGAGCCAAUGAUAUUAUUCACUUGAUUGAUAGGGCUAGAAUGUAUAAAGAAGCUCGAAGAGUCAAUGAAUCCGGAUGGUUCAUAGACCAAUUGCCAGCUCUUAGACCCUAUUCAAAGCAACUAUUGCGAUUGGUGAUUGUAAUUAAAAAGAAAGCUAAUAAUAAUGUACAUAUUUUAUUGAGCGAAAAAACGGCUUGGCAUUUACCGACUUGUGAAAUUCAUCCUACUAGAAGUAUACAUUCCACUCUCAGAAGAUUUAUGAUUGAACUUUGCGGAGCAGAAGUACCAGCACAUAGACCUUGUGGAUUAGUAUCGGUAGAGCAUGACGCCUCUACAAAUCAAGAUGGUUUGUGUUUGACACUACUUGUAGCUUUUCGAGCACCAUUAGAAGAAGUACCUAUCAUAGGCAAGUGCGUUUGGCAUGAAUUAUCGAAGAAGCUGAGCGAGAAACUUUUACAAAAAGUUUCCUCAAGAAAUGCAACUUUUUUUCUAAACGUUAUUAAAUAAACUGCAAUCACAUAUCUGAUAAUCUUGUAACGGGCCGUUUCAUCACAAUUUUUUUACAAGAAAUAUGUCAAAAUAUCUGUGUUCAAAUAUAAAUAAUAGAAAAAUAUUGGAUAGAUAAUAUUUAUUGUAAAAAAUUACAGAAAAUGAAAUUAAUAAGUUUCAAUUCGACAUUAUAAGAUUUAUAAAUACCUUAAGUUAGAAAUAUUUUUGUAGAUAUUUUUAGAACUAUCACAAUUACAAAAAAACAUUUUGCUAGUCUAUAUGUUUAUCGAUUUUUGUACUAAAAUAUAAGUACAACGUUCAGUAUACAUCAUGUUCAACAAAAAGAGCUGAUAAAGCUAUCGUACUGACUGGAGAUGGAGGGUCUUUGAUCACGUGCUAGACAUUGCAUAAAUCUGUAUUUAGGCCGCUUGACAUGAUGCAAGACAACGUGCAACAAAUUGCAUGCAAGAUCAAAAUAUUGCACAUAGCUUGACAUAAUUCAAGUCUCUUGCCUUUGUAUUAUGACUGCCAUUAAGAAAAAUUAUAUUUGUAUAUGUAUACAAAUUCCUAACCUCAAAUUUUGUUUAAUAUUUUGUGACCGGUUUGUAAAUGAGAAUAACAAAAUUAAGUACUUAUAGAAGUGAAAACGUGGUCAGUGAAUCACUGUCAAUAAUUAUAUCUGCUGCUGAUUUGUUUUUGGAGCCUGAUAAGACAGGUUGAUUGUUGAGCCAAAAUUAACUAAAUUUCUCCCUAAAAUAGCAACUUGCACGCAAUAAAAAUGGCAGUUUUUGUUCAGCAUUAAGAAAUCGCGGUACCCUCCUUGCAGAUAGCUUCUCCAUAUGGAACCCACCCAGCAAAAUGUCGCAUACCUGAUAGAUUGAAAUAUUUAUUUCAUUAGCUAUCUCACGUAUAUUUUUUCGACGAUCACUAAGUAAACUGCGCGAACCAUUCUUGCAAUAAAAACGGUAAAUAACGGUCCGGACGUUUCGAAUCAUCCAAGUUCAUAGGAUCACUUUUAAAAGACGAAAACUGCUUAUAAAACAAUUCACUGGGAUUUUCAAGAUAAUAUUUAUCUAACUGUUCCUCCGUUUCUUCAUUUAUUUUUCCACUUGAUUUAUGUUUGAUUCUUUUCCCUCCAUAUUUACUCAACUACGAAAACAUUUUCUUUAUAUGAGAAGUAAAACUAAUCUGAUUUAUAUAAAAUUUUGACAUGUGAAAUUAGACACAUGGCUGAAGCUAACAAUUCAAUCAUCGCAAUCAAAGUAUUGUUAACCUCUGAAAAGUCACUCGUCUCUCAAACCGCUUUUAUAUAAAUAAAAUUCACACUAACUAUUGAAUUAACUGGUUGUGGUCUAUACUCCACUUUUUUAUAGUUUAUUAAUAUUUUCUGUAUAUUCCAUAUUUUAUUUUUGUUAACAUAUUAUUUAUUCAAAAUAUAAACAUUUUUUACUUAUUUGCAUAUUUUUUUACAAAUUCAUACCUUCAAAUUUCAAUGCUUGAGACAGUGUGCUUUAGUGAGUCAUAAUUCAAUGCACGUUCCUUUUCAGUCUCACAAGUGAAACUUAACUGAGUUUUUACCAGCAAUAUGCACAAGCUUGAGACCAUGUGCUUUAGAGAGUCACUGACAUUAAUCAAUAGAUCACCAACAUCACGAACAAGCUAUAAAUGAUAAGACCUAAACAAUUUAAGUAUGAUUUAAGCUAAGUAUAAUAUUUUGUAAAUUCUAAUACUACAAAUAAUUGAAUCACGCAUUUAGAAGCAUAAACAUAGCAAGAGGUCUAACAAAUCAAAGAAAUUUACUUGUUUUCAAAUUAGUGAUUCCUAGUGAUUAAUAUCGUAGUUAAGAUUUAUGAAUUUAUUUUAUUUUACUUUUGUAUUGCCUAGUGCAUUUUGGGUUAGAUUACAAUGAACUUAUC
Molecule: messenger RNA, 3236 nt
Organism: Diorhabda sublineata
Lineage: Eukaryota; Metazoa; Arthropoda; Insecta; Coleoptera; Chrysomelidae
Product: 8-oxo-dGDP phosphatase NUDT18
Exons: 5
Coding region: 325-1338 (337 amino acids)
Molecular function (GO): 8-oxo-GDP phosphatase activity; 8-oxo-dGDP phosphatase activity; magnesium ion binding
Source: RefSeq, a predicted model, not a curated record